CGGUAGAAGCGCACAGCUGAGAGGAAACACAUGCGGCUCAAACUCCGGUAUUAGUCAUGGUGGUGAAAAAGAAGACGCCCAAAGUUGAGGCUGUUGUGUUAGAUGGAGACCAGCUUUCAAAAUUAAUAGCGUCCUUGUCCAUUGAUGGAGGAGAAGAGGAUGGGGUUCAAAAUGUUGCUAAGACUCUUCAGUCCUGUUUGCAGCUAACAGACCCAGUGCAGCAAAUCCAGCUGGUUAAAAAGGCAGGUGCACAGUUGGAGGCACUCACAGAGGAACAACCUGAUGGACCUCUGCUCGGAGCUUGUCUCCACACGCUGGCUCUAGUUUACACUUCACUGCAGCCCAAAAACCCCUUAAGACGUGCAAUCGCAAGCGCCUUAGGUUCAGUCCCGGCCUGGUCAGUGGAUUGUGCAGUAGAGUCUUUAUCAUCCUGCCUUUCUGACUGUCUGUCCAAUCCUGUUUCAGACAAGUUCAGUCAUAAUGUAGAUCUCAUUGCUGCGUGUCUCGAUGGCUUCCAAAUUGGUGAAAAGUGUAUUAACAAGAUAUUACCCGAAGUGUUGCAGUUUCUUCAUACAGGCCUGAGUAAAUGCCUCCACAAAAACAGUGAUCUAGCAGGACGGCACAUUGCUCAGGCUCAGCUCAUGCACUCCUGUCUGUCUGCUGUGAAGACCUCCAUGCUGGUGGUGCAGAAAUCCCAGGACACCAUCACUGCUUUGUUACAGAGCGUGAAUGAAAAGAGCCGUUUUGAGGACACUUUGAGCAGCCUGUUGGAAUGCUACACGCAAAUUCUGACUGAUGUUGAGUUUGUUCAGUCUGUCCAGAGCACUGCAGGGAUGGCAGUGGUUCUGUUGAUCAGGUCCAUCAUGGGAUCUGGAGAUGAAGUUGCAUCAGUGGUCUACAGUUUAUUGCGUGGUUCAUCUGAGGGAUUGGACUUCGCUCCUCAGUGGUUAAGACACAGAUGUGAGGGUGUUUUGACGAGUGGGCGACCUCCUGGAGUCUCUCUGUACUUGUGUCAUGGGGCUCUGGCCAUGUUGAGCUGGAAGGGCGCCCUCCCUGGGCCACAGUGGGAACAAUUACUACUGUUGGUUCCACAAACUCUGUUGGAGUUAGACGUCAGUGUGAAACAGUCCAGCACAUCGAUGGUGGUGGCUCGGGUCUUGACCCUCUGGAGUGGAGCAGCUCUGGACUGUCUUCAGGGAACACAGCCCUGUCCUGAGGCUCUGCAGAGUCUGAGAGGAGGAUCUGAGCUGCAACAACGCCUCCUAGAGCACAUCUACUCUCACUGGGAGCACCCUCUGGAUGGAGUGAGGCACCAAACCCGCUCUCUGUUUAAAAACCUGCUGGUCCUGCACCGGCUCACUGACCCCUCAGACUCUAAGCAGGACCCCAGGACUGACCCUUAUAUCACCUCCCUCACUCAGAGUCUUCUGGGGCUGGAGUGGCACAUGAGGGGUAAGUACGGCUCGCUCAGCUGCCUGGUGGAGCUCUAUGGCGCAGGAUUCAUCCUGGAGAUGCAGCCCCAGCUCCCCUCCUCUCUCCUGGGCCUCAUGGGUGACCAGACACUGGCUCCUUAUGCCAGUGACCUGCUGGAGCGGCUGUUUGUGAGCCACAAAGCUCAGCUGUGUAGUCAGGCUGUGAAGGGCACACAGAGGCCUGUCAUGCACCAGUGGCAUGUGACCUGGGUCACCCCUCUGCUGCAGGUACUGUGCAGCGCCCGACUGGACCAGACCACCUACAUCCUGGACUAUUUCCUCCCCAAACUGCUCCGCUGCAGCCCCUCCAGUCUGUCCCACAUGGUGCAAGCCUUACAGGACAUGCCCACAGGCAGCUCAGGUCCAACAGGCAGCAGGGGGGCUUUAGGGGCUCUCAUGACCUGCCUGAGAGCAGCCAGAGCUCAGGGGGUCGUCCCGUCCUCGGAGGAGGGUCUUUGGGGAGGAUUGGUCCCUCUGUCUCUGCUCCGACAAGCUCUCGUGCACAAACAUGAUCAAGUGAGGAUGGAUGCGCUGGGUUUGGUUUGUGAGUCCCACCGCAGCACAGAGACUCUGACCUCACAGGAACUUUCGCUCAUUCAAUAUUUUCUGCCCCCAAAUCUGAACAGCCAAAACCCAGGUGUCAGGCAGCAGACUGUUAGCCUCUUCAAAAAGCUGCUGUGUCGGGUGAAAGACAGUGCUCAAUUUCUCCAAAAGAAAAUUGGACAAGAAAAAAACCUGGAGCAGAAAAACCAAGACCAGGAAACACUAAAAUCUUACAAGGAGUUUCUGCGCUGGAUGUGUGUGGUGCUUCUUGACAUGUUGCUGCCCGGAGCGUCGUUCUCUAAAUGCAUCAUGUCCCUUCAUCUGCUCUGUCUGUUGGGACAGAUUUUCACCUUCAACACUGAUCCCGACAUCUUUGCUCUGGGUGAGGUGGUGACUUCAGAUCAUGCUCAGUAUGUCCUCUACUGCAUCGCCAGUAACUUUCUUGAAGUCAAACAGCUUGCGUCAACAUUACUGCGCCAACUCCCCUCAGUGACAGUGGGACUGAAGGCUGCAGAUCGGAUGGCAGAUGUCCUUCAGGCUGCUCUGGACCUCAGCACCAGCACUAAGCCCUUUGACAGUGUGACAGCUGCUCACCUCCUGAACCUCCUGAUCCAUGAGCCAGACCUGACCCAGGCUCUGAAGCUCUGUGCCCAGGAACAGGUCCCUGAGUUUCAGCCUCCUCCAGCCCCACCUCCAGACGCUUCCCAUGAACUUAUAUUAGAGAUCAACACUUUGGCAGUGAUCCGGUUCUUACUCCAUUGUCUUCAGUCGGAGGUGAUCAGAGCAGAGUCGUCUCUUCUUCAGGCUGCAGCUUCAUUUCCUCUGUACGGACGCUGCCACUGUAUCACAGCAGUGCUCCAGCAGCUAAACACUGAGAGUCUGUCUGAGGCUGAGCAGUGGCGAGCCCUUGUUUCAGAGCUGAUCACCGUUUGCUACAGGACGUCUGAUGUGGUCGCUCCGGUCGUACAGAGCUCCUCCCCUGAAGGACUAAUCCCCAUGGAUACUGACUCUGAAGCUUCGGCUGGUCUGCAGAAAAUCCUUCAGGAGAUUCAACCUCGAGACACCAAUGACUUCUUCACCAGCGCCAGAGAAUUAGAGCCGGAGCAAACUGAGGAGGAAGCAAACAAUACCCACAAUGCUUCACUGGACACAGGAGAGGGCUACCGUGUGACCGCUCAGAUGGUGCUGGUGUGCUGUUGGCGCAGUAUGAAGGAGGUGUCCAUGUUGUUGGGGCAGCUGUGCCAGAGUCUGCCCCUGGACUUCACCAACCCAGAUGGAGAGAGGCACCAAGGGCUCAUCACAGAGGAACAGGUGGAGGGGGUGGGCCUGUACUUCCGUCAGCAGCUCCUCCAGUCCCGUCACCGUGGCGCCUUUGAACUGGCGUAUGUGGGUUUCGUGCGCCUCACCGACAUGCUGUGCAGAAGUGGCAGUCAGGCCCUGCAGAGGCUGCCGUCCCGCUGGCUCUCUGAGGUUCUAGAGGAGGUCAAAUCCAGUGAUCCUUCGUCCAAACUGUGUGCCACUCGACGCAGCGCUGGCAUCCCCUUCUACAUUCAGGCUCUUCUCUCCUCUGAGCCCAAAUCGUCAUCCUGCAGCCUGUUGAAGAUGACCAUGAGAGAACUGAUCGCAUUAGCCACGCCCUCUUCUGACCAAGACACAGAGCGCUCCACUGUCCCUCAGGUGCAUGCUCUGAACAUCCUUCGUGCGCUGUACAGAGACACUCGUCUGGGGGAAAACAUCAUCCCGUUUGUGUCUGAGGGGAUGCAGGCCGCGGUACUCGGCUUCACCUCUGCGGUUUGGGCUGUGAGGAACUCGUCCACUCUGCUCUUCAGUACUUUGAUCACACGGAUAUUUGGAGUCAAGAAAGGCAAAGAUGAGCACUCCAAGAAGAAUAGGAUGACUGGUCGGGAGUUCUUCACGCGUUUCCCUGCUCUGUACCCGUUCCUCUUGACUCAGCUGGAGGAGGCAGCAGCCACAGUGGAGAGUGACAGUGGUCAGGUGAAGCUCCACCCCAGCCUGUUCCUGCUGCUCCUGGUACUGAGUCGGCUCUAUCCCUCCCCCAUGGACGGCUCCUCAUCUCCUCUGGGACUGGCCCCCUUCACCCCCUUCAUCAUCAGAUGUGGGCGCUCGGCUGUGUACAGGACCAGGGAGAUGGCCGCUCGCGCCCUCGUCCCGUUCGUUUUGGUCACUCAGGUUCCGUCCACGGUCUGUGAUUUACUGAAGGAGCUUCCAGUGACGCCCGGGCCCGACAUUCAACACAACCACAUCCACGGGACACUGCUACAGGUGCUGUUCCUGCUGCGUUCCUUUCAGUCCGAUUCUCACAGACCCCUCGCAUCUGAAAACGGCAUCAGCUCAGCUCUCCGUCAGAGAAUGUGGAUCGCCUCACGACAGAACAGCUGUUUUGUGACCAGAGGAGCGUUUUUGGACGUCCUGACCUGUCUGUGUGGGCCAAAGAUCAGUCUGUUGGAAGAUUGUGAGGUGAGAGAAUUACGACAGGAAGUGCUCUCCAUCCUCUUGGCUUCGGAGCUGUUUGUCUCUGGACCCUCUUCGGUGGUCCCCGCUCCAGGCUCGACUCAGUACCUCCUGAGUCUGUCCCGGGUCGCCCUCAGCGCCAGUGUGGAGCACCCACAGCUUUGGGACGCCCCGCAAGCACAACGAUUAUUACAACACCUACUGAGCUCCACCAGCUAUGAGGUGCGUGCUUUGGCUCUGGACACCCUCCUGAAGCACCUCCAGCGGGACAGCGGCAGGGACACGGACACAGACAGGGUCGCAGAGUUGCAGGACCAGACCACCCUGAGUCACCUGACGUCCCUGGCCUUUCACGAGACACACCCCCAUUGUCUGUCCAAGGUCCUGGAGGUCCUGUGCGCGCUCUGCUCCUCUGGGCCCAUCCUCUGGCAGGACGGGGACCGGCUCAUGUCCCAGGAGGAAGUCCAGAGACGCCUGCUGUCCCUUGCCCAGACCUCAGCACACAGUGUGGAGCUCCACUGUGCUGCCCUCACUCUCCUCUCUCAGCUGGUGGCUCAGCGUGUGACCUCUGACCCUCAGGAUGGCAGUGCAGCCUCAUGUUUCUCUGAGUGGGCCGCUCUGGUGUGCUCGUGCUGCAGUGAGGAGCAGCCUGUGGAGGUCAAGAUGAUGGUGUCUAAAGUCCUGGUCCAGUGCACAGCUCCUGUCCUCACAAGCCCCCGUCUGCCUCUGGGUUUAGACACGACAUUUUCUCUGUGGAAGAGUCUGGUCACGCUGCUGCAGGAUGAGGAUCAGGAAGUGAGAGAUGCUGCUGCCGACUUCAUGUGUUUUGUUCCUGCAGAUUUGUUCAGUCCAGAUGUGUCUGGCUCUUCGGUGUGUCCGCCCCUCGCCCUGGACUCGGCUGUGGGGGUCUUGUGUCUGCUUCUCAAACAGUGGGAGCGGGUCCCAGAGGGGGUCCUGAGGCUGACAGAGUGGCUGCUGGGAAAUGAGGAGGUGAUCCAGGAAGAGGCCGAGUCAGGAGAAGAGACCAGUCUGGACGAUGAAGACUUCUUGUUCGAAAAAGGCGAACUGAACUUGUGGGCGGAGCCAGUGCAGUGGGUGAAGCUGCUGCACAGACACCUCAGCUCCUUAGUCCAGACCUUGGAUCAGUCCCGAGACCCUGGAUCUGGUCUAGACUCGUCCCGCGUCAGGACUCUGUCAGAACAGGCCCAGACCCAGAGCCAAAGUGCCCUCAAGUCCCUGUCGUCCCUCCCGUCUCUGCCCCAGUUCAUCUGCCCCAUGGAGCACGCCAGAGUCUCCCUCAGACACCGCAGGGCCCAGCUGACUUCACACGUACUACACAAGCUCAGGUAGAAAAUAAAGCUGCACUAUGUCACUUUACUGCAGGAGGGUACGCUACAUGUGUGUCUAUGAAGUUAUUGCUUUGCCAGGAAUGUUUCACAGUCUGUCUUGUGGCGUCACCUGCUUUUUUCCAUGAAGAUUUGUAAGUUUAAUUCCAUUCUGGACCAAUCUCCAGAAAGCACUAACAUCUAACAUCUCCAUAGAGACGAGAAGAGCCAGUAAAGUUACAUAGUGCAUCUUUAACAUGUACUGCAAAAUAUUUUAGGGUCAGUUAUGUUUUCAACAAUCAUGUCUCUGGAAAAGUCAGACUUAAAGGGAAAGAAACUUGAUGAUUCAUGAACAUUAGUUUUAGGUUGAAUUUGUAGACUUUUAAUACAAUGUGUUGGUUAUAUUAUUAUUAUAUAACUGCAACAAUAAAAUGAAACAACUUUUAAUAAGAUAAUACUGUAAUAUUGUUAUAUCUGAACAUGGUCUUAAAAGCAUCACCCAAAUAAAUGUUGUAUUUUAUUUUUUGUAUUA
Messenger RNA from Boleophthalmus pectinirostris (great blue-spotted mudskipper), 6344 nucleotides. It is a transcript of the gene thada, whose product is annotated as THADA armadillo repeat containing. Gene Ontology annotation, cellular component: cytosol. Gene Ontology annotation, biological process: tRNA methylation. Lineage: Eukaryota; Metazoa; Chordata; Actinopteri; Gobiiformes; Gobiidae. The record is from RefSeq and is a predicted model, not a curated record.